Paramacrobiotus metropolitanus is the source of this 1636-nucleotide messenger RNA. RefSeq lists its product as uncharacterized. Gene Ontology annotation, biological process: G protein-coupled receptor signaling pathway. The transcript is spliced from 5 exons. Bases 184 to 1431 code for a protein of 415 amino acids. The record is from RefSeq and is a predicted model, not a curated record. Gene Ontology annotation, molecular function: G protein-coupled receptor activity. Lineage: Eukaryota; Metazoa; Tardigrada; Eutardigrada; Parachela; Macrobiotidae. Gene Ontology annotation, cellular component: plasma membrane.
GCUGUGAGUGAUUCACUUUGCACGUGAUCCAUUCCUGGUACAUAAGUAGCGCUUUCUCAUGGAAAUGAGCUGCUACAAUUUUAUUCGAGAAUCUGUAACAAGGAAUUAUCAAAUAACGCAGUUUUUAUUGGAUUGGAGAGUAUAAAUCACAUUACCAUUUCUUCGAUUUCACUUCACAGUGUCAUGGAUUUUGAUAAUGUGACGCUGAACGAUACCGAAUACGAAGUGUACAAUUACACCGAGACAUACAAUUUCACGGCAGAGACCUGUGAGCAGUUGCUGCGCGCUCUGGGCGAAUGGAAUAUCAGUGUGGAGGAAAUCAUAACGCAGAAAGCGGAUUAUUUUAAGCGGGAUACUUGCCAGCGACCGCUACUUAAUAUUGCGCUAAUCAGUGAGCACCCGGUGAAAUAUGCGUAUCUUGCCAUUUAUCCUAUUUUGUUGGCAUUAUGCACCAUCGGGAAUCUGCUAACCAUCGCCAUGUUGCGUGAACGUAAUGUACGCUGCAAUAAACGGUCAUCCACGGAUAUUUAUCUGGUUGCUUUGGCCGUUUCCGACAUCUGUGCAGUGUGGAGUCAGUUGCUCGAUUACAGCUCCCUCAUCGACGCCGCCGUUGUUGAUCCGUAUUUUAAAUUUUUCUUGAGCGGAGCCAUUGGCGGAGCAGCGUUUGUUGGCGAAAUAUUUAUUAACUUUUCCGACUGGAUAUUAAUCAGUUUCACGGUUGAGCGGUUGCUUGCCGUUGUGCUGCCGUUGCAGGAUGGGAGGAUCGUCAGCCGUAAAUGCCACGUUUUUACAACCCACAAAAGUGCAAAAACGAUGGGGUGCGGUACAGAAAUAUUUUACGCAUCGUCGCUGUCUGCCUGUUCAAUCAGCGCCAGUUCCGCGCCCUGUGCGUGCAAAGCAGCGCCACCAACGCGGAUGUGGAUGCCGGUAAACUGCUCAGCCAUCCAGAUGCUGUUGGUCGUGGCCCUCUUCUACAUCGUUACCCAGUCGCCCAAGAUCGUUUUCAACCUGUGGAGUUCUCUCAUCGCAUACCCGCUCUGCUACACUCCGCUUUCGGAAAGCCAGCACGCCAUCAUGAUGCGCCUUAGUGACCUUACGUUUAUUACCAAUUAUUCCUGUAAUUUCCUCCUGUAUUAUGGCGUCAGUGAUGCGUUCCGUAACGGAUGCCGGCAACUGUGGCAGUCGCAACCGUUCCGGCGUCUGGACGGGCGGAGCGGCGCGACUACGUGGUCGCCCACGUGGGUGUGCACGCCCACCAGACAUCUGGGUGCGUAUGAUACGCAGCGGGGCGUGACGAGCGGAUUGGAAGCCAUGCAACCGGUGCAAAAGCGUUCACUGGAGUCGUUCAGUUCCAGUAAGACCACGUUCAGUACGGUGAUGUCGCUCAGUGGAAAAUCCUCCAUUGGAAGUAAUAGCAGCGGCGGCAACUGAUGCUACAGCGAACACAAUGUCCGACUUGCUGAAAAUAUGCGAAAAAUUUGUUUGGUGCUAUUAAAUCAAAGGGGACGAGGGGUAAGAAUAUGGAUGGUGCUUUUUUACAGUGUGGGUUGUGUGAUUCACAUUCGGCUGACUUCUACUGUCGUAAUGCUGUUACGCGUUUUUAUUUCAAACUUCAUUUGAACACGUUCGAAGAACA